This is a messenger RNA of Bombina bombina (fire-bellied toad), 630 nucleotides long. Its product is annotated as homeobox protein siamois-like. The record is from RefSeq and is a predicted model, not a curated record. Gene Ontology annotation, molecular function: DNA binding. The transcript is spliced from 3 exons. Lineage: Eukaryota; Metazoa; Chordata; Amphibia; Anura; Bombinatoridae. Bases 1 to 630 code for a protein of 209 amino acids.
AUGCAAUGUGACAUUGAAUUUGAUCAAAUUAUUUCCACUGCUCUGUCCCUUGAAAAUGAUUAUCCAGAAUUGUCCCCUCCCCUGAGGGACCAAGACAAAGGUUUUCAAGUUUUUCCUGAUCCUUGUCCAACUAAAGAAAUUCAGAUUCCUCUCCAUGACAGCAAGAUUCUACAACAGACCCUGAUGGAACUUUACCAAGUCUUGGGGUUCCCACAAGGAACUCAGACCCUUUUGACUGUUGAAUUGUCUGACUCAGAGGAACAAUUCAAAAAAGCACCAUCAAUCAGAGCUGAGCCUCAUCUCCCUAGGGGCUUAAAAAGAUUGUUUCCUGAAGAGGAGCAGGUGAUAUGUAAGAAACCAAGGAUUGAGCUUGAUAAGACUAUGAAGUCACCCACAACCUACAAUGGUAGUAAGAGAACAAAUUUCAGUAAGGAACAGAUCCUUUUCCUUAUUAGUCAGUUUGAACUCAACCCUUAUCCAGAUUUCGUGAGAUGUGGUAUUGCCAGAUUAACCAGCGUUCCUGAAUCUAGAAUUCAGGUCUGGUUCCAGAACAGAAGGGCAAGACAUCCACACGGACCUCUUAGAGCGAAGCCACUCAUAUAUACAUCCAUUGAAUUAGAAUAUGACUAG